This is a messenger RNA of Chelonia mydas (Green sea turtle), 2949 nucleotides long. RefSeq names its product ornithine transcarbamylase (gene OTC). Gene Ontology annotation, cellular component: mitochondrion. Gene Ontology annotation, biological process: L-citrulline biosynthetic process. The coding region runs from base 78 to 1142 and encodes 354 amino acids. NCBI's taxonomy places the organism in Eukaryota, Metazoa, Chordata, Testudines, Cheloniidae. The record is from RefSeq and is a predicted model, not a curated record. The transcript is spliced from 10 exons. Gene Ontology annotation, molecular function: amino acid binding; ornithine carbamoyltransferase activity.
GGCAUUCUCUGCUUCAUAGAACUUCAGAUUAGUUGACUUUGCUCCCUGGACUAAGGCAACUUUCAUUCUAAAAGAAAAUGCUCUUUAAUUUGCGAAACCUGCUCAGUGCUGCAACUUUAAGAAAGAGCAGCAAGCAACUGGUGCAACAUUUUCGGUCUGGGCAAGCAACUCAAACUAAUGUUAAUCUGAAAGGUCGCGACCUCCUAACUCUGCAAAAUUACACAACAGAAGAAAUAAAGUAUUUGCUGUGGACAGCAUCAGAUUUGAAACAAAGAAUAAAGGACAAGGGAGAGUAUUUGCCUCUGUUGCAAGGAAAAUCUUUAGCCAUGAUUUUUGAGAAAAGAAGUACCCGAACAAGAGUAUCCACAGAAACAGGGUUUGCUCUCCUUGGGGGACAUCCUUGUUUCCUUACAACCCAGGAUAUACAUUUGGGCAUUAACGAGAGUCUCACAGAUACAGCACGGGUGCUGUCUAGCAUGACAAAUGCAGUCUUGGCCCGAGUUUAUAAACAAUCUGAUCUGGACCUGUUGGCGAAAGAAGCCUCAAUCCCAAUAGUCAAUGGUUUGUCUGAUUCAUACCAUCCUAUCCAGAUUUUAGCUGAUUACCUUACACUGCAGGAACACUAUGGCUAUCUGAAGGGGCUCACAAUAAGCUGGAUUGGUGAUGGAAACAAUGUCCUGAACUCCAUCCUGAUGAGUGCUGCUAAAUUUGGAAUGCAUCUGCGUGUCGCUACUCCAAAGGGCUUUGAACCGGACCCCAACAUAGUUAAAGUAGCUGAAGGGUACUCCAAAGAGUAUGGCACCAAAUUGUUUUUCACGACUGACCCCUUGGAAGCUGCAAGUGGAGCCAACGUCCUAGUUACGGACACAUGGAUAGGUAUGGGACAAGAAGAGGAGAAGGCAGAGCGAAUGAAGGCUUUCCAAGGUUACCAGAUCACAAUUCAGACUGGAAAAUAUGCAGCCUCUGACUGGACCUUUUUACACUGUUUACCAAGAAAGCCAGAAGAAGUUGAUGAUGAAGUAUUUUAUUCUCCACAAUCACUGGUUUUCCAGGAGGCUGAAAACAGAAAAUGGACAAUUAUGGCUGUCAUGGUUUCCCUGCUGACAGAUUACUCACCACAGCUGCAGAAACCUACAUUUUGAUGCUUGGGUUCCUGCCAAGAGAAAAUAUUCCUCACCAGCAGAAUAUUCUGGUCUGCAAAUAUAUAGCUGUCUUUCAUACAGGAUCAAAGCAAUGAAUGAUUCCUUCAUAAAAUUGCAUAGGUUGGCUCUACUGAAUUGUAUGAUAUUGCUUUGCACUCAUGAAAACCUUGGAAAUGAUGUGAAUUAAACAGUGCAGCAUUGCAAGAGUAGCGCUUUUUCUAGAUGCUUUAAGUUCUGUAGCUUUUGUAUCGAUUCAUGUCUUUUAAGUUUUCCAAAGCUGUAGUUUAACAAAUGGAUCCAGCAGUAUCAUAAGCAGUGGUUUAUGUAUGGUGUGGUAGAACUAGUGUUGUAAAGCUCCAAAUCUAUUAUAUAACCACUAUGCAACUGCCCCUAAAUCUAUUGGAUUUUCUUGCUGAUCUCGGAGCACAUGCGCAGAGAACUAGCACCUUCUUACUAUAUUCUGGGACCUCAACAUUCCCUUGUUAGUACAAUUUCCCUAGCUGCACCCUGGCCACCUUGUAACCCCACCUCAAUCUGGGUUUGAGACCGCAGAGGCUCUAUCAGAUUAUCAUAAACAGGAAAAUUCCUGAGGGCUUGCUGGAGAAUAGUGAUGUGGUUCACACAGAGGGACUGCCACAGGGUUGGGUAUGGGAGAAGAAAGAUGGCAGGAAGUAUGGGCUCACUAUUCUUCCUCACUCCCCUCCGUCAUCGCCCCCGGACAGAAUUUUGGCUAACGAAGCAAGUCUUCCCUUCUUUUCAUACUCUCUGUGGCAAAAACCAGAGAUGAGGUGGUCCUAAGUGAAUGUUGCUGUAUGGCAGGAGUUUGCUAGGUUUCAUCUAGCAGUGACAUGUGGUGUACAUACAAGUUAAUCCCUCUUGGUAGUAAACAGAAGUUUGUGACAACUGUAGGUUGGUUGUGAAUUUUUGAAAUUUCAGUGAAAACUUUGCAUAAAAUGUUUUCAAACCUUUCCCCACAUUUCUCUCUUUUUUAAACCAGCUCUUAGACAAGUUGGAAUUUUUCAAAAAGGUGAAAUUCCAGCAAAAAAAUAUUGAUGAAAAAAUCUCAAAACAAUCUAGUGCAUUUUUUUUCUGCAGUUUUUGACUAGCUCUAAACACUAUUUGAUCCACUUCACAAUUGGAAUUCACUGCUGGGCCACACAUUAUUGAAACAGCAUUUCACGGGGGAUAAAAAAAAAUUCUUUUAAAGCCCAUUUGACUACACAGUGUGUGAUUGAUUCAGUUUUUCAUUUGUGUAUCUCUUGUCAAAAUUACAUUACAAAAUCAGAAGAGCUUCAAUAAUCAUGUGAUUAUUUUGAUCUCAAAGAAGAUGAUCAAAGCAGUUAAGAUAGAUGAAGAGGGCAUUUACAUGGAAAUAAUAUCCAGCCCAGAAGACUGAAUGUUUUACUUCCCCAUUUUGUGUAUGUGUAUGGUGUUCGCACAGAUGUGUGCACUCUGGCAUAUGUUUGGUUGUACUAGGUACUGCUUAGUGAAUUUGGCCCCAGUGCAGCAAGGUACUUCAACAUGCGUUUAGUCCCAAUGAAGUUAAUGCGAUUAGUCACAUGCUUAAAAUUACCCAGCUGCCUAUGUACCUUGAUGAAUCAAAGCCUUAAUGCUUGUUGAGAGUUAGCCAAUUACUUUUUGCCAAUCCUUUCCCAAAAUUGUAUUAAGGAUAAAACUAAUCUUAUUAUGGUCUGGAUUAAUAUACCGUCAUAAAAGACAGAUGGCUUUUUAAUAACACUUAAUUUUAUUGUUGAUAUUUUCAAGGAUAAAUAUUUUACAAUAAACUCAUUUAAAAAUCACCUUCUGU